AAUUCACAUUGUCAGUCAUUUUUCAUAAACUCCCAAAAUCACUAAUGUAAAUCUAAAAUUGUGUUGCAAUGCAGAUGAGUCCAGCUACUUUAUGCAUGAUAAAUAAAUGUUUCUUUUAUAACACAAAAUGGGUUCAAAUACUCAUACAAUACUUCCCUGCAAUCGAGAGAAAAAUAUUACAAGCCUGGGUAGAUAAACUUGUUAAUAUGAACAAAUCUCUGGAUGAAAUGAUGAUAAGGAAUAAUUAUAUGUGGUUUUUGUUAAUUAUGCUGAAAACAAGAAAAGCUAGAACUCCUUUCAAUAAACUACCACCACAAAAACUGGGAAUUUUUUCUGAAAUAAUUAUUCCUGAGGUUUAUCAGGAUAUGCUAAUUCCAAAGUAUAUAGAAAUUAAUGACUAUGCUGCAAGUAAUAGACGUUCUCUACCCGAAAAAUAUACAAGGAAGUCAUUAACAAAAUUUUUAGAGAAACAGGAUAAUAAAAAUGAAGCUAAUAGAUAUUCUUAUCCAACAUCAGUGAAAGAUUCUAAAAAGAUGGGAUUUUAAAAAUGUUAUGUAUUUUAACAAUAAAAAAAAUUGCAUAAAUACUUUAGAGCAAGUAA
Messenger RNA from Aethina tumida (small hive beetle), 601 nucleotides. RefSeq lists its product as uncharacterized. Bases 69 to 545 code for a protein of 158 amino acids. The transcript is spliced from 3 exons. NCBI's taxonomy places the organism in Eukaryota, Metazoa, Arthropoda, Insecta, Coleoptera, Nitidulidae. The record is from RefSeq and is a predicted model, not a curated record.